CUCCGUCCGGCCUGGCCUCUCCGCGACAGCACAUCGCUUCUCCCUCCCGAUUCACCCUCUUUCUCUCCGUUGCCGUCCUUACCUUCCACCCACUCCAGGGCGCAGGAAUCAAUACUUACUGCGCACCUUCUCCCUUGCCUCGCCGGCUUCGUCCCGCCUGUGCGCCAUCGCCGUGGUGGAGCCAGCCCGUCAGAACGAUAGUGCCGCGUAGUCACCUCCUAGUCGCCACGGGGACCCCGUCCGUCCAGCUACUAUCGCGGCUCAAUCAGCUUCCUGGGAGCUGCCUUCGACCAGCCUCUCCCCAACCCAGCGCCGGACAUUCCACCAUGGCGCAAUAUUUCUUCGACUUGCUCUACAACUUUACCGACUGCAUGUGCUGUUUCCCGAGCACGCCGCAGUUGAAGAUCAACAAUCGCAGUUUCAAAUUGCUCCGACUUCUCGGUGAAGGCGGCUUUUCUUACGUUUACCUCGUUCAAGACAAAUCGACGUCGGAGCUGUUUGCGCUCAAGAAGAUCCGAUGUCCAUUCGGCCAGGAGUCGGUCUCCCAGGCCCUGAAGGAAGUGGAAGCCUAUAAUCUGUUCACUUCUCAGAGCAACAUCAUCCACUCCAUUGACCACUGUGUUUCCACCGAAUCGGGCUCGAAAUUCCGCGCCGAUGGCGGUGAUGCCGGAUCGAAGACGGUCUACAUUCUACUGCCCUACUACCAACGGGGCAACCUUCAGGAUGCCAUCAAUGCGAACCUAGUCAACCAUGCUCGGUUCCCGGAGAAGCGUCUGAUGGUGCUGAUGCUGGGGGUAGCCAAUGCACUCCGAGCGAUGCACCUGUACCGUGUGAGGAGCGGCACCGGCCCUACGCGCAAGGCUAAAGCUAUCAGGAGGGAGGGCGCCGAGGCUGACGCGGAGGUUGCCAUGCGGAUGGGGAAACCCAAGCGACACGGAGGUCAAGAUAUGGACGAAGAAGAGGAGAAUGAACCAUUGAUGGAUGAUGAGGUCACGAUAAGCCAGGAAGGCAUCCAAGAUGGCGACCUUCGCCCAUAUGCCCACCGAGACAUUAAGCCUGGAAACAUUAUGAUCGCCGACGAUGGUCGAACACCUAUCCUGAUGGAUCUCGGAUCGCUCGCGCCCAGUCCAAUUGCCAUUACAUCCCGGUCUCUUGCCUUGGCCGUUCAAGACACGGCUGCCGAACACAGCACGAUGCCAUACCGGGCGCCCGAGCUUUUUGACGUCAAGACGGGGUCUAUCAUCGACACCAAGGUGGACAUCUGGUCCUUGGGAUGUACGCUCUACGCCUGCCUGGUGGGCAAGAGCCCUUUUGAAGCCCGCAGCGAGGAGACUGGUGGCAGCUUGAGCAUGUGUGUCCUCGGUGGAGAUUGGCGAUUCCCGGAUGAGAAGUCGAGUGGUACGAAGGGCAAGGGCAAGGCGAGCGACGACAACCGCAAGGACAAUACGAUGCAGAUCAGUGCGCCCGUGAAGGAGGUGGUACGCCGGUGCCUGCAGGUGGAACCGGCCGAUCGCCCGGACAUUGAUGAGCUGAUUCAGAUCCUGAAGGACGUGAUCAAAGAUCUGCCGGAGGAGGACGAGAUUGCCAGUGGAUCGAGCUGAGCUCGACCUGCAGCAAUCAUGCCUUGACCAUACUUGAUUUCACUGGUUGAAUCCCCCGUUAUGACGUUCCUGUGGGUUGUCUGGUUGUGGCCAGAUUGUAUUAUACGAGCCAAAUGCUGAACAUAUUUCUGUGCUUGUGGUUGUCAUCUGCGGGGGGUUCUACUGUUAUGUCCAUGUUACUGAGCUUGAUACCAGAAUAAUAUUGGCUGCAGGCGGCAGAUUGAGAG
Molecule: messenger RNA, 1828 nt
Organism: Aspergillus sclerotioniger CBS 115572
Lineage: Eukaryota; Fungi; Ascomycota; Eurotiomycetes; Eurotiales; Aspergillaceae
Product: putative serine/threonine protein kinase ENV7
Exons: 3
Coding region: 327-1601 (424 amino acids)
Biological process (GO): regulation of vacuole fusion, non-autophagic; protein phosphorylation; vacuolar protein processing
Cellular component (GO): cytoplasm; Golgi apparatus
Molecular function (GO): ATP binding; protein serine/threonine kinase activity
Source: RefSeq, a predicted model, not a curated record